Messenger RNA from Pseudogymnoascus verrucosus, 1160 nucleotides. RefSeq lists its product as uncharacterized. Lineage: Eukaryota; Fungi; Ascomycota; Leotiomycetes; Thelebolales; Thelebolaceae. The transcript has 4 exons. Bases 93 to 1160 code for a protein of 355 amino acids. The record is from RefSeq and is a predicted model, not a curated record.
CAAAUGUAGGACUCUGUCAUUGACCCAUCUAUGGCUUCAACCGGUCUCUUACUACAUUCAUGUGAUAAUGAUAUUCGCCAUUAGCAUCCAUCAUGGCACCACGUUCCAGGUUCUACAAGACAGCCCUCUGGAGAUACGAUUCCGACGAGCUCGCCAGAAUCGCCAUCCAAGCUGCUCCCAUAUUGAUUAUGCCCGCAAUAUGCGACACGUUCCUCCCCAUAGCCCCAUACAACGUAGACGCGAACACCAUCUCAGUCGAGCAGUUCGUCAGGGUCGAGGUACCAGACUACACCGACAACAUCGACCUAUCAUUUGCCCUCAGAACCGCAUUCCUCGAAGCAUACAACCCCCUCCAAGAGCAGAUCCUCGCCAUCACAUCCAUCGAAAGCUCCGUCCUACUCCCGCAGUUUAAAGGCAUCAUCCGCACGCCCGACAUUGCCGAACCAGCAUUCAAGGGCAUAAUCACCAACCUCGAACUCCUCGCCAUCGUCCGCCACAACCACAACGAGUACAUGGGCUUCAUGAACCGUGUAUCGCGCGGACCUGCCCCCAAUCAGGACAUCCUACGUGUCAUUUUCAGCCUAGCCGAUAUCAACCAUUUCUGCAGCCGAUCGCCGUUCCAGUGCGAACAGAUCUCCGGCUUCUACGCCUCCUGGAGUGCUCGCCUCGAUCUCGCUACGGUCUAUAAAAACUAUCUCCGCUUGGAUUAUCCGGACUGCAAGGACGUGAGCGUAUAUUUCGGCUGCCCCGAGCGGGCGCGGGAAUUGGAUCCGCAGGAAGAGGAGCAGAGUAAGGCGAACGGGUUCCGUGCGGUGAUGGAAAUCCGGGAUCGCAGUAGGCUUCGCUCCCACUUGGAUCUGGUUUGCAAGUCGGAGUUGUUUGAUGAUCAUGUUAUGGGGAUGAUGUCGGAUGUGCGGUCGUCGAUGGCGCAUCAUAUCACGUAUCUGGGCAUGGCGAUAUUUCAGUGUGGACUUUCGGAGACCGAGGGGAAGGAGGCGAUAGAGAAGUGUGUGGAUUUGCGUGAUGCAUUAAGGAAGAUUGUGCUCGAACUCCCUCUUGCGGGGAAGAUCGUGAGGCAUCCCGACGUCAUCAAGAGUCUGGGGAGGUGCCUUUUGGAUUCGGGACUAUCGUGGGUCCUUUUCCUGGAUGAUACUGCUUGA